This is a messenger RNA of Elgaria multicarinata webbii, 1054 nucleotides long. RefSeq names its product PDZ binding kinase (gene PBK). Lineage: Eukaryota; Metazoa; Chordata; Lepidosauria; Squamata; Anguidae. Gene Ontology annotation, biological process: peptidyl-serine phosphorylation. The record is from RefSeq and is a predicted model, not a curated record. The transcript is spliced from 8 exons. The coding region runs from base 77 to 1054 and encodes 325 amino acids. Gene Ontology annotation, molecular function: ATP binding; protein serine/threonine kinase activity.
UGGCGCGACUUUGGCUCCCACCGCACCCGCGAACGUCGUCAUCAUCCCGCGGCCGUCGAGGGGAUCAUCUUCUGCGAUGGCUGCCAAAGGCAUCUUCAAGACACCCAGCAAGUCUUUGGAGCGAAGGCAGGCAGGACAAGGUAGCUGUUCACCAUCAAUAGCUAUUCCAGCCUCUCCCUUCAUGCGGAAGCUUGGGUAUGGAACUGGAGUCAACGUUUACCUCAUGAAAAGAUCUCCCAAAGGUAUGUCUUGUUCUCCCUGGGCUGUGAAGAAAAUAAAUCCCAAAUGUGAUUCCAGCCAGCGCAGUACCUAUCAAAAGAGGCUGAACGAAGAAGCCAGUAUUCUAAAGAAUCUUCAGCACCCAAACAUUGUCGGGUACCGUGCGUUUGCCGAAGCCGAAGAUGGGAGCAUGUGCCUUGCAAUGGAAUAUGGGGGAGAAAAGUCCCUGAAUGACCGAAUUGAAGAACGGAACACAGAACACCAGGGACCCUUUCCAGCUGCUACCAUCCUCAGAGUUGCCUUGCACAUGGCGAGGGGGUUGAAGUAUCUUCACAACGACAAGAAAUUGCUUCACGGUGACAUCAAAUCUUCCAAUGUUGUCAUUAAAGGUGACUUUGAGUCAAUAAAGAUCUGUGAUGUGGGUGUUUCACUGCCCCUGGAUGAGAAUAUGAUGGUGAGUGACCCGAAAGCUUGUUAUGUUGGCACAGAGCCCUGGAAGCCCAAGGAAGUCCUGGAGGAAGAUGGUGUCAUCACCGACAAGGCUGACAUCUUUGCAUUUGGGCUGACUCUGUGGGAAAUGAUGACCCUCUCCGUACCCCAUCUUAACCUGCUAGGAGAGGAUGACGAUGAUGCUUCCUUCGAUGAAGAGGACUUUGAUGAGGAUGCCUAUUACGAGGCCCUUGGAACCCGGCCUCCCCUCAAUGUGGAGGAGCUGGGUCCCUUGUAUCAAAAGGCCAUUGAGCUGUUUUCUCUCUGCACCAUGGAGGAUCCGAGGAAGCGUCCUGCGGCUGCACACAUAGUGAGCGUCUUGGAGGCAGAGGGGUGCGUACAAUAA